This is a messenger RNA of Ananas comosus (pineapple), 823 nucleotides long. RefSeq lists its product as uncharacterized. The record is from RefSeq and is a predicted model, not a curated record. Gene Ontology annotation, molecular function: protein binding. NCBI's taxonomy places the organism in Eukaryota, Viridiplantae, Streptophyta, Magnoliopsida, Poales, Bromeliaceae. The transcript is spliced from 7 exons. The coding region runs from base 74 to 823 and encodes 249 amino acids.
AUGACAGAGGAGGAGUAGAAGAGCGAUCGAUCGAUCGAUCGGGGUAUCGGAAGGAGGAGGAGGAGAAGCGAAGAUGCUGGAGUGGGCGACGGUGCAGCAUCUCGACCUGCGGCACGUCGGGCGCGGCCUCAAGCCGCUGCAGCCGCACGCCGCCGCGUUCCAUUCCCACCAGGCCAUCGUCGCCGUCGCUGUCGGGACCUAUAUCAUCGAGUUUGAUGCGCUAACUGGAAGUAAACUUGCUUCAAUUGAUGUUGGGGCUCGUGUUGUUAGUAUGCAAUACAGUCCUACCAGUGGACGUGCCGUGAUUUCUAUUCUUGAGGAUUGUACCAUUCGAUCUUGUGAUUUUGAUACUGAGCAAACCCUAGUGCUACACUCACCAGAGAAAAGGUCAGAACGUAUUUCCAUUGAUACAGAAGUUCAUCUAGCACUGACACCUCUCCAGCCUGUUGUCUUUUUUGGUUUUCACAAACGCAUGAGUGUGACAGUUGUAGGCACUGUUGAGGGGGGAAAGCCACCGACGAAAAUAAAGACGGAUCUUAAAAAGCCUAUUGUCAACCUUGCUUGCCACCCUCGUCUCCCUGUCUUGUACGUAGCUUAUGCUGACGGCUUGAUUCGUGCUUACAACAUUCAGACAUAUGCUGUUCAUUACACCUUACAACUUGACAAUACAAUCAAGCUUGUUGGUGCUGGUGCUUUUGCUUUUCAUCCUACCCUAGAGUGGAUAUUUGUUGGUGAUAGAAGUGGUACUCUUUUAGCAUGGGAUGUAUCAACGGAAAGACCCAACAUGAUUGGAAUUACACAGGCUGGUUCCGGCAUCCUAUAA